Molecule: messenger RNA, 4982 nt
Organism: Haliotis rubra (blacklip abalone)
Lineage: Eukaryota; Metazoa; Mollusca; Gastropoda; Lepetellida; Haliotidae
Product: ubiquitin carboxyl-terminal hydrolase 10-like
Exons: 14
Coding region: 412-2259 (615 amino acids)
Biological process (GO): regulation of autophagy; DNA damage response, signal transduction by p53 class mediator; protein deubiquitination
Cellular component (GO): cytosol; nucleus
Molecular function (GO): cysteine-type endopeptidase activity; cysteine-type deubiquitinase activity
Source: RefSeq, a predicted model, not a curated record
CAGGACCCCAAUAUGGCGACGAAGCAUGAGUUGAUAGGAUGAUUGAGCAAAUGUUUUCAACAAGAUGGAGUUAUCAGAUCAGAGUGUAAGCUUUGGAGAUUUCAGUGGCCUUGAUGAUGCUACGUUUGAGAGAGUCUACAAGAUUCUCCAUGGUGCUGAUGGAGCCAAGAGGGUAGAGUUUCCUUGGAAUGGUCCCGACCCAAACUUUCCUGAAGAUGCUGACAUUCAGCCAGGCUACAUCCCUGUGGAUGCAGUCCCUCCCAUCCGUGGCACCCCGAUCUUUGUUCCACAGUAUCCUGGCAUGUACCCAGUCCCCACAGUCCCAGCUGUGGUCACCCCUACCCUGUGGCCCCCAUCGUCAAUGGAAUCGCCCUGGGGCCACCAUACCAUCCUCAGCCUGUUCCAGUGCCAAUGGAGACCAUCUAUACUCAGAAUGAAGGAGGCCACAUAGUUACCUCCCCUCCUGGAACUGUGCUGUGCAAUGGUCCUGUUGUCAGUUCCCAAGUGUAUGAACUUGUUCAAGUGAGCCCCGAAAAUGUUCCUCAAGCCAAAAGGGAUGCAGUGUCGAGUCCCCCAGCCGAGUUUGACUUUGUGUACAGUGAUCCCGGGUCUGAGGUCCCAGUGUCAACAUCGACCGAGCUGAUUCAACAUAGUCAAACUGAACAUGGUCCAAAUCCAGAUCAGACUCUUAGCCCUCAGUCCAGUAAAAACAGUGGCCCUCCUGACAGGACUUCUAGCAUUGUCAACAAUCUAGGACAGCAAGUAGAAAAUAUUUCAGUUAACAGUAGUGCAACCAAGGAUACUAACACCAACGCUUCUCCUGAUGCCAGUGUUCCAAAUGACCCAAAUCUUCCAGUAAAGCAGGACUCCAUCCCAGUACCACAGCCCACCUCCCCUCCCAAGCCCAAAUCUUGGGCAGGGCUGUUUAAAGGAAGUUCAGCCAUCGUCACGUAUGUAGAUGAUACCAAACGGGAACCGAGCCCACAGCCAACUCAAGCACCGGAGACGAAGGCGGAGGAAACCACUAAACAGCCAGUACCAGUGGCAGAGGAUUCUGCUGCCGUACAGCUGGGAGGCAUGUUGAAGACACUGAAAAUAAACCACGUCUCUGUGGCACUGCAACCACGAGGCCUCAUCAACCGAGGAAACUGGUGCUAUAUUAAUGCUACACUACAAGCACUUGUUGCAUGCCCUCCCUUCUUCCAACUGAUGAGGAAGCUGUGUGAGUUCUCUCCCCUGAUCAGAGGUCCCAGUUCAACUCCGAUUCUUGACAGCUUAAUUGCGUUUUCCAAGAAGUUUUCACCUUGGACACGUCCACAAGCCCGUGGGGGAAAGAAGGUUCCAGAACUCAUCCCAGGGUCACCUUUUGAGCCAAACAAUGUCUACCAGAUGCUGCAGGUUAUAGAGGCUAACCCAUCAUUCAAGCUCGGAAAACAGGAGGAUGCAGAGGAGUUUCUUAACUGUAUCCUGGAUGGACUUCAUGAGGAAAUGUCUGCUACCAUAAACCUGGCCAGUGGAGGGGAACGGGAGACAGAGGAUGUGCAGGAGAAUGGCUACGUGGAUGAUGAGGAAGGAAGUGAGGACGAGGAGGACUCCUGGCAGCAAGUUGGACCGAAGAAGAAGAGCAUCCUCACAAGAAGGGCUGCCUUUGCCAAGACUCCAAUUGCUGACAUAUUUGCGGGACACAUCCGCUCUGCAGUGUACAAGGCUGCGUCCAAAGAGUCAGCCACACUAGAGCCAUUUUUCACCCUGAAGCUGGACAUCCAGGAUGAGAAGAUCUGGACCGUGAGGGACGCCCUGGAGGGACUGGUCACCAAGGAGGCGGUACAGGGAUACCAGUGCUCAAAGACUAAUCAGGAGGUGGAGGUGGUGAAGAAGAUCAGCCUGGAAGAACUUCCGCCCAUCCUCAUCCUCCAUCUUAAGUGCUUUGUCUUCGACAAGGCAGGAGGGAGUCAGAAGCUGUUGAAGAAAAUUGACUUUGAUGUUGACCUAAACAUCACUAAAGAUCUGUUGUCAUCAACAGCCAAGGCCAAGAUCCAGCAUACACAUCGGUCCUACAAGCUGUUUGCAGUUGUGUUUCACCACGGUAAGAACUCCACCGGCGGCCACUACACAACAGACGUGUUUCACCCAGGCAUCAGCAGCUGGGUGCACAUUGACGACGCACGUAUACAGCCAGUCCAAGUCGGCAGCGUGCUCAAAUACAUAGCACCAAGAAUGCCGUACCUGCUUUACUACCGUCGCACAGACCUCUCUUAAACACAUUCGUCUUUCAUAGAGAUUCAGUUUGGAUGUUUGUCUCUACUACAGGCAUUGGACAAUGGAUCAUGUUUGUUUGACCAACGAUUGCCGCAAGAUUUUGUCAAAGACCGAAUCUAAUUCAUUCUCUUUUUGGGGAGUGUUUUCAUCUGCCCUGCAUUGGUGAAUGUGAUCUCUCUCAACUCGACUUUGUGUGAGACCACACUUGUAGAUAUUUUACUCUUUUUAUCUAGCAUUAUGGAAAGUUUACCGUGUGUAUGACGAACUGACUUAUAACUAUAACAAUUGUGACAUCUUGAACACGUGCAUCUGGACAGCAUGGAGCUGAUAUCGAAGUGACUGUUGACAUUGGAGAACUUGUUCUGGAUAUUAUUUAACGCUAGUCCCUUAGGUGCUUAUGGACUCCAGAAAAUCCAGAGUGAACAUUUGAUAAUGGAACUCGUACGCUAAUUUUAUCAGCCGGCGUACUUCAAAUUGUCUGGGCUGCUGAAACUCGUCUUCAGCCUUUAGGUCCAUUGAAGACCUUUACGACCUAUGAACUCUGUGAACUGAUGCUUCUGCUUGGUAAGCACAGCCAGCAUUAAUAUCUGGGGAUGCUUUGAACAUGUUUCCAAAGAUGGAGAAAAAACAAAGAUUGUCUUUGCAUUUCAUGGACGUGAUUGAGCAGCUGAUACUAACAUAAUAAUUUCAUAAUAUACAAUGUAAUUUCAAUCAUGAAAUUUGCCUGUUGUCAUUCUUGACAACUAUGUUGAUUUAUAUCAUUAAGUAUUACAUGUGUGUGCUAGGGGGAGAUAACUCAUCCACGAAACUACUCUUUAUCAUUGUUUCAUUCUAGAAAUAGAAUCUCCAAGUUAAUGUUUUUUAUAAGUUCUGAAACAAACAGAACAACCUUCAGGGUACUGGCAUUACUGUUGCUAAGUAAAGUUUUCAAUCAACUUAACAUAAUCUGUAAUGGUUAAUGUUUAUUAAACCCAAGUCAUAUGUCAGUUUUAGCAAUCUCCUGUAAACUGUGACCACCAAAUCUAAGGGAAUGGUGCAUGAGUUCUUAUGCCAAUAAGACUUCAGCUCUCUUAAACAAAUCUUUAAAAUCACCGCCUCGAUUAUGAAUUAUCAAAUACUGGCAUAGAAAACUAAUAUUUCUCAAGUAUUACUCUUUUUUUGAUGUAGAUGCCAUAGUGCUAGAAACAACAGGGUGUGUGAAGUAUCCACUUCAGUAUGAUGACAUACCUUUAUUAUUUCCAUUUGGAACUGCCCCUGUAUGUUUUUUAGAUUCAUUAAUCUAAUAUGUAUUUUGGAAUUCUUUUGCUGCAUGAGAAAGUCGAAGCAUUAAUACUGAUUGCAGGGAUGUCAAUUUUCAGCUGAUCCGUGGAUUUCAAAUUGAUCCCCCUGAAACCCCCAUUCGAUGACACUAUAUUAAGUUUUCAGCUGAAAAUAGUUUUUCCUGUUGCCAUCCCUGAGAUUGGCUUCUUGGAAUUUUUCCCUAAAGCGCUGCCAUGUGUGUUUGUCAGAUCAAUGCUCAGAGUCUAAUUUUAAGAUGUGACUUCGGUAAGAUGGUCAAUUUAUUAAACUGCCAUUAACCGCUUCAGUGAAGGAUGCUUUGGUGCCUGAGUUGAAAGAAUAGUUUUCUGAUCAUGGCUGAUUAAGAAUGCCUGUCGCUACUGAAAUAUGUGUAUCGCUUCAAUGUACAGAGAGUGGUCUUACCACUACAAACAACCCACCUUAUGACCUGACUUCAAGUGACGCUAGUGGACUCUCCGGGACACUACGAACACUGUAUCUAACUGCAUGUGAGUGAGUCUGAGUGCCACAUUUGGGUUUAUUUUUCACUAACAUUCUGUUACCACUUGCAAUAGGUAGAGCUACCGGUAGGGGUGGAUUUGUAUUUAGCAUUCAUGGUACAGCUUACUUGCUUGUGCCAUUACUGAGCUGUAUGGCGAUUCUGCAGGGAUAUAUCUAUAGCUGCUCAGAGACAUGUAUAUUUGUCAGAGACAGAUAAUCUGCAGGAAAAGGCAUUAAAUAUACCCAAGUUGGAAUUUCAAAUUCCCAGUUUAUGUUAACCAUCAUUAAUAGUAAUAUAGGUUUGUAAAGGUAAUUUUUCAUGCACUGUUAACAUGACAAGUAACAAAUAGAAGGGGUUAAUGGUUAUUUUUACAUCUUUGUUCUGAAAACAAUGUUAAAAUGCCUCAGAAUUUAGGAAAUAAGAACUUCCAAAAAUUCAAAACUUUGAACUAAGUAAGGACUUUGACCCAAUUUGCAAGGGUCCUUGAUAAAUGUGUGUAACAGUGAAUUAAGACCUCUAUUUAUUUUAAUGAUAAUAUGGCCAUGUAUAUUACUGUAUUUCCAUAGCACAAAGGGUAUAAGUGCCAAAAGCACUACAUUAUUGUUACCCUUGCUAUCUCAUCACUGUUAUGCCAUGUUGCUCAAGAUAAAAUAUUUAGUUCAUUCAUAUAGUGAAAUAAACAAAUAUUGUGAACAAACUGAACUAACUCAAAAUACAGUAUUAAAGAAGAUUAACAUGAAAAAAUUAAAGCCGACCAACAUGACAAAUAUGUGUUGCUAGAUUAGACAAAUAAACAUUUUCUUUUUGCAUUAUUGAUUUGUUGAAAGUAAACUAUUAGUCCAUUUGACCACUUUCUAAAUGGCAUUGUGUAUUCAUAACUAUUGUACCUGUUGUGAUCUUUGAGUGUUUACAUUUUUCCAGCUGAAUAAAGGUAUCUUCUUUC